Messenger RNA from Microcebus murinus (gray mouse lemur), 1952 nucleotides. It is a transcript of the gene VSTM2L, whose product is annotated as V-set and transmembrane domain containing 2 like. NCBI's taxonomy places the organism in Eukaryota, Metazoa, Chordata, Mammalia, Primates, Cheirogaleidae. Gene Ontology annotation, cellular component: membrane. The record is from RefSeq and is a predicted model, not a curated record.
UUCCGCGGAAGGGAAGAGUCCCGCAGUCAGAGGCGGCCGGCUGGGCGUGCGCUCGCUACCCGCAGCCGGGAGGGCCGGAGCCGGGCGACGGCGGGGACCCGGGCCGGGCCGGGGACAGCGGGCGAGGGGCAGCGGCCGCAGCCGGCAGUCAGGCCGCACAGGGCAGGGGGCGGCGGGCGCAGGGUCUGCGGGCUCCCGAGCCCCGAUGUGAGGCGGCGGCGCCCCCGGCCCGAGCGCGCACCAUGGGGGCCCCGCUCGCGGUGGCGCUGGGCGCCCUCCACUACCUGGCACUUUUCCUGCAACUCGGCGGCGCCACGCGGGCCGCCGGCCACGCGCCCUGGGACAACCAUGUCUCCGGCCACGCCUUGUUCACGGAGACCCCCCACGACAUGACGGCGCGGACGGGCGAGGACGUGGAGAUGGCCUGCUCCUUCCGCGGCAGCGGCUCCCCCUCCUACUCGCUGGAGAUCCAGUGGUGGUACGUGCGCAGCCACCGGGACUGGACUGACAAGCAGGCCUGGGCCUCCGGCCAGCUAAAAGCAUCUCAGCAGGAAGACACAGGGAAGGACGCGACCAAAAUAAGUGUGGUCAAGGUGGUGGGCAGCAACAUCUCCCACAAGCUGCGCUUGUCCCGGGUGAAGCCCACGGACGAAGGUACCUACGAGUGCAGGGUCAUCGACUUCAGCGACGGCAAGGCCCGGCACCACAAGGUCAAGGCCUACCUGCGGGUGCAGCCAGGAGAGAACUCCGUCCUGCACCUGCCCGAAGCCCCUCCCGCCGCCCCCGCCCCGCCCCCGCCCAAGCCGGGCAAGGAGCUGAGGAAGCGCUCGCUGGAGCAGGAGGCCUGCAGCCCCUAGACUGGCGCCCGCGCUGCUGUACAGAGUGCAUGAGGAGCCGCUGGCCCGCGGGGACCGGACUGCCUGCGUCCAGCCGCCCUCCCACCCCGGGCCGCCGGGGCCACCACGCCGGCCUCUGCCCGCCACCCCUUGCUCAGCAUGUAAGCCCCCGCCCCUCCCCUCUCAGACCCCUGUGGUUACCUGGCUCGGAGAAGGUGGCCCUGGGCACCAAGGGGACAACCGCCCUGAAGGCUGGGGCGAGGACCGUGUGGGGCCCGGGCCGCCCCCCUUUCUGUCACCAGCUUCCGUGGAGUCCAGUGUUUUGCUUUGCUUGCUUGUCCCCACCCUGUCCUGAGCCGGGGCCUCCCAGCCUUACCUCCCUCCUUCCCACCAGCCCCCGCUUGGACCUGCGGGUGCGGACAGUGGCCCCUCCCAGGACGUGGACUUGAGUCUUCUGAGCGGAGCUAGGGCCGUUCCGUUGGCGACCGACUGGGGUGCGCAGCUCCCGGGGGCCUUUCUGGGGCGUAGCCGGCGGCAGGUCGUGCACAGGCGUGGGAGGAGAGGAUGCGCCGUGCCUCCCGUGGGUCCCUCCUGCUCAGCCUUCGUACACCUGGGAGCAGCUCCCAUCUGGCCAGCGGGGGCGCGGAGGACGGGACUCUCCGCCUGGCACACCGCCCGUCAGAGGGACGGCCCUGCCCCCCUGCCCCCCUGCCCCUCUGCCCCACGCCCCGUGCAGAGUUUCGCACCAGCAGGACCCCCUCAGGGGUCUUCAAGGCUCUCCCAGGAGCCCCCCUCUGCCAGCCCCCAGUGUCUCAGCCCCCUCUUGGGGCCCCUGCCAAGUCCACCCAAGGGCCUGGGGCUGUUGGGAGCCGCGGCCCCCUGUACCAACCCCCUCACAAUUCCUGAUCAGGGGUCUGCUCACCCCCUGGUGAUUUGUAAAUAUUUCUAUUGCACCCAACACCCCCUCAAACUGGCUCCAACCUCUGGCCACCCCUCAGCGAUGGAGUGGGGGAGGUGGGCGGGCCGAGGGUUUUGCCUCGGGGUGCGUGGGUUUGCCCUGUAUACAUGAUCGAAUCCGUGACUACCAGCCAACCUGAAUAAAGCGGUUUAAAAAAC